Messenger RNA from Erythranthe guttata (spotted monkey flower), 1357 nucleotides. Its product is annotated as putative carotenoid cleavage dioxygenase 4, chloroplastic. Gene Ontology annotation, cellular component: chloroplast stroma. NCBI's taxonomy places the organism in Eukaryota, Viridiplantae, Streptophyta, Magnoliopsida, Lamiales, Phrymaceae. The record is from RefSeq and is a predicted model, not a curated record. Gene Ontology annotation, biological process: carotene catabolic process. Gene Ontology annotation, molecular function: carotenoid dioxygenase activity.
CAGUGCUGUAAACAUGGAUACUAUUUCUUCCUCUUUUGCUCUCAAUCCCCAUAACUCUCUCUUCUCAACAUUUUCUCCACUAAAGAAACUAAUACCACACACUAAGAAACUCACCCUCAAGAACCCCUUCAUCACCUCAUCACAAAAGAGACCACUACUUGCAACUUUUUUCAAGUCAAUAGACGACUUCGUAUGCACCUUCCUCGACCCACCGCUCCGCCCCUCCAUCGAUCCGAAACAUGUACUUUCCGGCAACUUCGCCCCUGUGGACGAGCUGCCCCCCACCGCCUGCGAUGUAGUGGAGGGAUCCCUUCCUCCCUGCCUCCACGGCGGAGCGUACAUACGCAACGGCCCAAAUCCCCAUUUCGUCCCCCGUGGGCCCCACCAUCUCUUCGAUGGAGAUGGGAUGCUCCAUGUUAUCACAUUCACGUCCCCGGACGGGCCCAUAUUUUGUAGCCGCUACAUCAAGACUUACAAAUACACGGUGGAGCAGAAAACGGGGCACCCUAUCUUCCCCAGUGUCUUUUCCUCAUUCAACAGGCUCGCGGCUUCGAUAUCCCGCGGCUUGAUAAUCUUUGCACGAGUGCUCACUCGACAGUUCGAUCCUGUGGCAAAUGGCUUCGGCCUUGCCAACAUAAACGUGGCUCUCAUCGGAGGGCGUCUGUUUGCUCUAGGAGAGUCCGAUCUUCCCUACGCAAUGAAAGUGACACCGGGUGGCGAUGUAAUCACCCUCGGCCGCCACGACUUCUUCUCCGACAAGCCGUUCUUGAAUAUGAAUAUGACAGCUCAUCCAAAGAUGGACCCACAAACCGGGGAAGCCUUCUCCUUCAGAUACCACGUGAUUCCUCCAUUGUUGACAAUUUUCAAAAUCGACGCCAACGGGAAGAAACAACCGGAUGUACCGAUCUUCUCCAUGAAGAGCACGUCGUUGAGUCAUGACUUUGCCCUGACGAGAAAUUACGUCAUAAUUCCCGAUAUGCAAAUUGUUAUGGACUUUACGGAGGUAGUGAAAGGAAGGUCACCUGCGAGAGUUGAUUUGGAUAAGGUGCCUAGGGUUGGGGUUAUUCCGAGAUACGCAGAGGAUGAGAGUGAACUAGUGUGGAUUGAGGCUCGUGGAUUGAACGUUGUUCAUUGUACUAAUGCUUGGGAAGAAGACGACGGUGAGACGGUUGUGAUGGUGGUGUCUAAUCCAUCUUCGAUCGAGCAAGCCUUGGAGGGGCUUGAUUUGGCGUGUCCCAAAAUGGAGAAGAUUAUAAUUAAUGUCAAGGACAAGACACUACAUAGGCAUCUCUUGUCCGACGAAGUUCUAGACAUGGGGAUCAUCAAUCCAACUUAUUCGGGGAGAAAGUGCAGGUAA